Molecule: messenger RNA, 1382 nt
Organism: Aspergillus steynii IBT 23096
Lineage: Eukaryota; Fungi; Ascomycota; Eurotiomycetes; Eurotiales; Aspergillaceae
Product: EGFR-like transmembrane domain-containing protein
Exons: 1
Coding region: 353-1258 (301 amino acids)
Source: RefSeq, a predicted model, not a curated record
CCCAAGAAAAUCCAAUCUAUCCACACGCCAGAAUACAAGGCUAGAUCUCACUGAUCCUGUCCCGACGAUGUGGGACCCAAUCUCAGCUCUGCAGCAAUCAACCGCCAAUCCUCUCCUGACAGGGCAUCAAUCCUCGUCCCAACACGACCGGUCCUAACUUUCCAGAGAUCGUCUCACCACUCCCUUCCUGAGUGGGAAUACGACUGUUAGUCACAAUCCAAGGGUCCAAUGUGUCAAUCAACCCGCUAGUCCACCUGACAGAAAGUAAUUCGAGUCGACGUACAUAUACAGGAAGAACCCACAUCUCCUCCUCAACACAUUCUAACCCUCAACCCCAUCCAAAACCACUAUAAUGAAACCCCUCCUCCUCCCCCUUCUUCUCCUCCAAACAACCAGUACCUCAGCCUGGACCUUCACCUGGCGAAACGCCUCCUCAGCCAGCUUCCUCAAAAACAGCCACGACCCGCUCCCCUGCACGAACAUCGACCAAGCAGAGGGCCAGCGCUUCGACUUCCACCCGGAAUCCGACAACUACAACUUCUACAUCUGGGCCACCGAGAACUGCACCGGUGAAUACGCCGGCUACACCACCCCCGAUGUCUGGCGGAAGAAGGCGAGCCAGAACCUGCGCUCGUAUCUGGUCGAUUACGGCGAUGGGUCGGGGCCGAAGUCGACGGCCUUAGUGGCUACUUCUACUGCGGAGGCGAGUUCGACUUCGUCUGCAUCGACGGCGGAGGCGACUUCCACUUCGACUUCGACUCCCACAGGGACUGCGGCGUCGUCUGCCUCGGCGUCAGCGUCAACCUCCCCAGAGUCCAACGGCGCUGCUAUUUCCGGCGGUGCCAUCGCCGGCAUCGUGAUCGCCGUGGUAGCGGGACUGAGCAUCCUCGGCGCUGGAUUCUUCUAUCUCGGACGACGGGCUCGACGCGGAAACAGUCCCAGCUCCAGUCCAAGCAAUCCCCCCUCUCAACCACCACAGGACAUGUACGCCUCCCCCGGCGGAAACAACAGCUUCGCAGCUACGGCUCAAUACCCGCCUUCUCUCCAUCAUGGCGGACAAACGCCGCAGCAGUCGAUGGGGCACUAUGGUGAUGCGGCGUCGCCUCUGGGUCAUACGCAGUCACCGUACAUGGAGACGACUAAGCUCGGGUCGCAGAAAUCGUGGGUCGAGUUGCCGGGGGACGAUAUGAUGGCGGAGUUGAGUAAUAGUCGGCAGGUGAAUGAGCUGGAGGGACAUUCGAAGAUGAGGUAUCAGUGAUAUUAUUGAGUCUUUUAUGUGUGGUGGAUGGUGCCGUGUAAUUGCAGAUGAUGGUGGGGGUGUAUAUCUUUCUGUUUUUGGUCUUUCUGUCACGGUUUUUACUUGGUUUAGGUUAGAUAAAUAC